Molecule: messenger RNA, 963 nt
Organism: Penicillium lagena
Lineage: Eukaryota; Fungi; Ascomycota; Eurotiomycetes; Eurotiales; Aspergillaceae
Exons: 4
Coding region: 1-963 (320 amino acids)
Source: RefSeq, a predicted model, not a curated record
AUGAAAACAGCCAGCGAGCUAGUCGCGUCCUACGCAGCUCUAAUUAAAAACAAAACCAUUCUAACAACGGGUGUGUCUCCCGGGUCACUAGGCGGAUAUUUUGUACAAAGCUUAGCAAAAGCCCAGCCAGCUUGCCUGAUUCUAGCGGGCCGCAACGACACCAAACUUGAAGAGUACAAGGGAGACAUCCAGGCCAUCAGUCCAGAGACCGACGUGCGCACGCUGAAAAUGGACCUUGACUCACUGCAGAGUGUGCAUACUGCAGCAGGCCAGGUCAAUAGCUGGGCAGACAUUCCCGCUAUUGAUGUGUUGGUGAACAAUGCCGGCAUCAUGGCGGUGGAAUACGGGCUAUCGGUCGAUGGGUUUGAGAAGCAACUGGCUACAAACCAUCUUGCUUCGUUUUUGUUCACAAAUUUGAUCAUGGACAAGAUUCUGAAGUCAGAAAGUCCUCGUGUGGUGAAUGUCAGCAGUGAUGGGCACCGUCUGAGUCCUAUCCGCUUCGCUGAUUUUAAUUUCGAGGGCGGCAAAAUGUACAAUGGAUGGGUCGCAUAUGGCCAAUCCAAGACAGCCAAUAUGCUGCUGGCACUCUCGCUCGCCUCAAAACUAGGUGUCAAAUACGGACUUCUCGCAUUCAGCCUACACCCAGGCGCCAUCGCAACCCAUCUAGGCGACCAUCUAGACUGGAGCGUUGAUAUUGCGGGUCUUCAAUCUACGGACAAGUCAUUGGGCAAUGCAGAAGGCUGGAGAGAGUUGAGUUUCAAAACACCAGAUCAGGGUGUUGCCACUCAUGUCUUUGCUUCGUUUGACCCCAAUCUCAGAGUAAAUAACGGCGCCUAUCUCAUUGAUGCCCGGGUGGCAGAUCCCUUGUCUGACACUGCGAAGCCGUGGGCCACGAGCUUCCUCGAAGCUGAAAAAUUGUGGCAGUUGAGCGAGGAAUUGGUAGGCGAGGAGUUCAAGUAUUAA